Molecule: messenger RNA, 684 nt
Organism: Pyrgilauda ruficollis (rufous-necked snowfinch)
Lineage: Eukaryota; Metazoa; Chordata; Aves; Passeriformes; Passeridae
Product: RNA-binding protein 10-like
Exons: 5
Biological process (GO): mRNA splicing, via spliceosome
Cellular component (GO): nucleus
Molecular function (GO): RNA binding
Source: RefSeq, a predicted model, not a curated record
UGCGGGGUGCAGAACUUCAAGCGCCGUGAGAAAUGUUUCAAGUGUGGCGUCCCCAAAGCCGCCAUCAUCCUGCGGAACCUGCACCCCCAGAGCAGCCUGGAGUCCAUCCUGGCCGCGCUCGCUCCCUUCGCGGCGCUCUCGGCCGCCAACGUGCGCGUGAUCAAAGAUCGGCAAACGCAGCUGAACCGCGGCUUCGCCUUCGUGCAGCUCAGCACCAUCGUGGAGGCUGCACAGCUGCUGCAGAUGCUGCAGGCGCUGCACCCGCCCCUGCACAUCGACGGCAAGAGCAUCAACGUGGAGUUCGCCAAGGGCUCCAAGAGGGAUGUGCAGGGGGCGGGGCCUGGGGAGGGGCCCCCCCGCGCCAGCGCCGCCUCCGUCGCCUCCACGGCCAUCGCUGCGGCCCAGUGGGCUCUGUCACAGGCAGCCCCCGGCGGUGACGCCCCCUGGGCCGGGGGGGAGGAGCCCAGCGCUGACUUCAGCGGCUUCUACCAAUCAGAGGAGCCCUUCCCCGGGCCUGGCCCCGCCCUCUACAGCCCCGCCUACCUGAAAGGAGCCUCGGCCCCGCCCCCCGGCCCCGCCCUGCCUGGCCCCGCCCCUGCCAAGGCCGACGGCCCCGCCCCCGGUGAGUGCUGGCACCAAAGCAGGUGUGGGCCCUGUCCCCAGGUGUGACCUUCUGCCCCCAGA